AUGGGUCAAGGCUUCUCUCUCACCACGCUUUCGGCCGGCUCAGCGGGCAUCGAUGUACCUGAGCUUGCCGACCUGCAAUAUGAAAAGAGUCUUGGAGCUGCACGGUUUAUGAAGACAGUCCGCGCUCGGCAUAAGGAUGGACUCGUCGUUGCAAGAGUGGUGAUGAAACCAUACGCUCAUUUGAAUCUCGAUAUCUACGUAAAGAGACUUCUGGAGGAAAGGAAGAUACUGGCCGAUGUCCCUAAUGCACUGGCAUAUCAUCGAGUUCUUGAGACUGGUAUUGGUGGCUACCUUGUUCGCCAGUAUAUCAACAGCUCUCUCUACGACCGUCUGAGUACCCGUCCGUUCUUGGAAGAGAUCGAAAAAAAGUGGCUGUCAUUCCAGCUCUUGUGUGCAGUGCGUGAUUGCCAUGCGCGCAACAUAUACCAUGGCGACAUCAAGACAGAAAACGUCCUUGUCACCUCCUGGAACUGGCUGUACUUGACUGAUUUUUCAUCCUCUUACAAACCCGCGUAUCUCCCAGAGGAUAAUCCUGCUGAUUUCUCCUUCUACUUUGACAUGUCUGGGCGGCGUACUUGUUACCUAGCGCCCGAACGGUUCUUACCGCCUGGGGAGCAGCCUGAAGGCGACCACAACAUCACGUGGGCGAUGGACAUCUUCAGCACAGGAUGCGUUAUCGCUGAACUCUUCCUCGAGGCUCCCAUAUUUUCACUCAGCCAGCUGUUCAAGUACCGACAACGAGAAUAUGACCCAACACAUUCGCAUCUCAGUAAGAUACAUGAUGCCAGCGUUCGAGAGCUCGUGGCACAUAUGAUUCAGUUGGACCCGAACUCACGCUUGUCCGCGGAAGACUACCUCAAGUAUUGGGAAGGCAAGGCAUUUCCGAGUUAUUUUUAUGGUUUCCUUCACCAGUACAUGCACUCUCUCACGGACCCCAGCUCCGGUCGGAAGCCGGUGACGACAGCAUCCGAGCAUCUUGGUGAACCUGAUGAGAGGAUAGAUCAGAUCUACAAUGACUUUGACAAGAUCUCAACCCUACUCUCCGAAUCCGAUGGGACUGGACCUAGGAAGCCACAGCACCGUAUUCCCAAGCCGAACGACAGACUUUUCCCGCUUACGAUCGAUAUUCCGAACUACCAACAUCUUGCUUCUCCAACGCCAAGUCUAUCCGUUGAUGAUGGGAACUUGAUAUUUCUCACGGCCAUCGUGUCCUGCAUACGGGGCACAGCUAGAGCCUCUGCUCGUCUCCGCGGGUUCGAGCUGCUCCUGGCCUUCGCUGAGAGACUGACCGACGAGGCAAAGCUGGACCGUGUGGUUCCGUAUGUUGCGAACCUGUUGUUGGAUAAAUCCGAUCUGGUAAAGAUCGGAGCGCUACGCACUUUGACACAGAUCCUCGCGAUGGUGCAGGUGGUCUCACCUAUCAAUGCAUAUGUCUUUCCGGAGUAUAUCCUUCCAAGACUGGAGCCCUAUCUACCUGAUUCUUCUACGGACCAACCAAGCACACUUGUCCGUAUGCACUAUGCAUGGUGUAUCGGAAGUCUUGCGACGACAGCGGCACGAUACCUGGACAUGAUUCAGGCUCUCCGUACAGAUGGCUCCUUAGCUACUGCGGAUGUCAGUGGGGAAGAUACCCUGACGUCGUCCAUUCAUCGAAAUCAGUUCGACCUUGACCGGCAUAAUCUGCUUGAAUCAUUUGAGAAGCACACCAAGGCGCUUCUCACCGAUCCAGAUCCAUCGGUACGGCGGGCAAUGCUCAGAUCCGUUUCUGAACUUUGCGUGUUCUUCGGCAGCCCCAGAGCGAAUGAUGUGAUUUUAAGCCAUCUGAACACCUACCUGAAUGACCCUGAUUGGAUGCUGAAAUGCGCCUUCUUCGAGGCCAUUGUAGGAGUGGCAGUUUUCGUCGGAGGCGCCAGCCUUGAGGGCUUCAUCCUACCGUUGAUGGUGCAAGCUCUCACAGACCCAGAAGAAUUCGUCAUUGAAAAGGUGAUCCGAGCCUUUUCUUCCAUUGCAGAGCUCGGCCUUUUUCAGAGGUCAACGACCUGGGAACUCACUGACAUUGUGGCUCGUCUAACAAUGCAUCCCAAUAUAUGGAUCCGAGAAGCGGCUGCUCAGUUCAUUGCUGCCGCAUCAAAAUACUUGUCUGUUGCGGACACACACAGCAUCCUGGUUAACCUGGUGAGACCGUACCUUAAGAUUGUACCACUGGACUACUCAGAGUUGCGAAUUCUCGAUUCCCUAAGAAGACCGUUGCCCAGGCCGGUCUUGGAAAUGGCCUAUCACUGGGCGUCCCAAUCACAGAAAGGCCUCUUUUGGCCUGCUGCACGACAGCAACAGACAUUCAGCUUUGGAUCAUCAGACGAUACCUUGCCAACGAUAUCCGGACGCGAGCUGGAUUUUAAGGCGUUGCAAAGAGUCGCAAGAAAUGACGAAGACGAGCAAUGGCUGCGCAAGUUACGAGCCACCGGUAUGACUGUGGAGGAUGAGUUUAAGUUGGUAGCGCUACGAGAGUUUAUAUGGAGAGUAAAUCAGCGGCGACGGUCAGAUGUAGCCAGCUCGGAAACCCCGGUGUUCAGUAAGAUCUUCGCACUGAAAGAUCUGGGAAUUAUCCCAGAAACCGUACUCUUCGAAACGAACGCGCGCGAGGUUGUGGAGCAGGUACGAAGUACACCUCAGGAUAAGCCGGUUGUUCGGGCCCGUACUAUUGCGGACGCAUUGCGAGAUGCAACUUCGGAUGCUGACGCUAGCGCUCCAGAGAGCCCUACAAUGGGCACUCCACGAGGAACGAUAUCAUCUGAUGGGGCCCGAGGUCGUCCAGUGCCUCUCCCUGCUCGGACGAAGAUUACAUCGUCACCAAGCGACAUUCCCUCGUCGGUGGAAUCACGGCGGAACUCCCUCCAGAUUCCGCGAGGCUCGCCCGGUAUUCAGUCACCUGUUGGGUCGGUAGCCGGUAGUGAAAACUCUCGUCUCCUGCGCCAUCAGAGCAGCGCGCUGAAUCUCCUCAAGGCAGGCGAAAACAAGGCCUUGCCGGACAUUGCAACGACGUCAAUGAAUGCAGUUGGAAGAGUUGACGGAAUAUCAGCGCGAGAUAUUUCUCGAUCGAGACAGAACACCUCAGCCUUAGCUGCGGAGCGACGAGCCCGAAGCCCUUCUGCCAUACGGUUCAGAGAGGCGCACAAUUACCGCAAGAAUAACCCAGCGGUGCUGAAACUGCUUGACUCUAUGUUGGCUGAUAAUCUGCCGCCCAGCGAUUUGGAAUUCGGUCCCCGCAUUCAGACCCCUACAACUCGGCAGCCCAUCAGAUACAGAGACAAGCAACCAAAUGCGAGUGGAGUACCCUGGAGACCGGAGGGGGGACUGGUAGCCAUUUUUGGGGAGCACACCGGCCCUAUUAGCCGUGUAUUGGUCGCUCCAGAUCAUACGUUCUUCAUCACUGGGUCCGAUGACGGCACCGUCAAAAUAUGGGAUACCUCCAGGUUGGAGCGGAACGUUAAUCGGCGCUCCAGGCAAACAUACCGACUGGGCGAUGGAGUGAAGGUAACGAGUCUGACUUUCCUUGAACAGACCUACUGUUUCGCCGCUACGGGCAGCGAUGGUAUCGUUCACAUAGUGCGGGUUAACUACUACCAAGGGCAUGACGGUGCUGCCAAGUUCUCUAGACUCCAGGUACUACGAGAACAUCAACUUCCUGAAGGCGACUAUGCUGUGUGGUCAGAGCACUACAAUGAAGAAAACAAAUCUGUUCUGCUUCUGGCGACAAACACUUCGAAGAUAAUUGCGUUGGACAUUAGGAGCAUGGACGAGUUGUUCACUUUAAGAAAUCCUCUAAACCAUGGUACUCCAACGUGUUUUGCCGUCGACAGAAAGCACCAGUGGUUUGUUCUGGGCACAUCCCAUGGUGUGCUCGACCUUUGGGAUCUCCGAUUCAAGCUCCGACUGAAAGGAUGGGUAUUCCAUGGGGCCGCUCCAAUCCAUAGGCUCGUCCUGCCAAAGUAUAGGAGAUCAAGGCUGUACGUUGCUGGGGGUUCCGGGCAGGGCGAAAUAACCGUGUGGGAUGUUUCAAAGAUGGUCUGGAGAGGACUUUAUCGCACUAGUACAGCAAAGGAUAUCGGAUCAAAGAGUACAACGCUCAUAGACCUUGACGAGGAGAAAUCUGGCGGCAUGCUCGGCCGAUUCUCUACCAGCCUCGAGCCUACGGCCAACUCUGCUCCAGAUUCUGGAAUUCGAGCGGUCGUCGUGAACUGGCAAAGCGGGAUAGAAGGCGAAAAAAAUGACUUUCUCAUUACGUCCGGGCCGGAUUGGAAGGUGCGAUAUUGGGACUCUUCACGUUCAGGUACAUCUGUUAUCGUCAGCGGCUUGGAGGGAGAAGAGAUGAGACCGCAUUACAGUGUCACUCGGACAUCUGACCCCGACACAAUCACUAUCAUCGAGAAGUCGAUUCAGUCACAGCCUCAACCGUCGAGCGGGAGAGAAAGCAGAACUUCAAAUACGUCAGCGAAGAGAGCAGCUCCGAAACCCCAACGAUCAAUCCCGUUGAUGAAUCUGCAACAGCAGCUGCUCAAGGGGCAUAUGGAUACUAUCCUGGAUGUUGCCAUGAUUGAACAGCCUUAUGGGAUGAUCAUUAGUGUGGACAGAAGCGGCAUGAUAUAUCUCUACAGUUGA
Messenger RNA from Westerdykella ornata, 4659 nucleotides. RefSeq names its product ARM repeat-containing protein. Lineage: Eukaryota; Fungi; Ascomycota; Dothideomycetes; Pleosporales; Sporormiaceae. Gene Ontology annotation, cellular component: late endosome; phosphatidylinositol 3-kinase complex, class III, type I; nucleus-vacuole junction. The coding region runs from base 1 to 4659 and encodes 1552 amino acids. Gene Ontology annotation, molecular function: protein binding; protein serine/threonine kinase activity; ATP binding. The record is from RefSeq and is a predicted model, not a curated record. The transcript has 2 exons. Gene Ontology annotation, biological process: protein targeting to vacuole; late endosome to vacuole transport; protein phosphorylation.